Amblyraja radiata (thorny skate) is the source of this 621-nucleotide messenger RNA. RefSeq names its product tissue factor pathway inhibitor-like. The transcript is spliced from 5 exons. Bases 1 to 621 code for a protein of 206 amino acids. NCBI's taxonomy places the organism in Eukaryota, Metazoa, Chordata, Chondrichthyes, Rajiformes, Rajidae. The record is from RefSeq and is a predicted model, not a curated record. Gene Ontology annotation, molecular function: serine-type endopeptidase inhibitor activity.
AUGCGGUUCCCCCAGUUUGCAUUUAGCAUCUCUGACAAUGGAGGAGACCUAGGACAGAAAGGGAAAACAAAUCCUUGCUACGAUGGGCUGUCUCGUGGAACCUGCCACAAAACCAUAACUCGCUACUACUUCAACCAAGAUCGGCAGUGUGCAGAGUUUAAAUAUACUGGCUGCAAUGGCAAUGAUAACAAUUUUGAAACAUUAGCAUCCUCGGCAGCAGCGGUGGGUCGCAGGACGAAGAGCGCAGCCGACUCACCCGGACUGACUGACCAUGCAGUGCGGCGUCUUCACCUUUGUCUGCAGCUCCUUGCUGCUGUCUCUGCAGAUUGUCGAGGCGACAUUCGUGCCUACAACAUGAGCCCCAACAACUGCAACGUCAACUGGAUGGUGCAGCAGCUGGUGAAGAAUGGCUCACUGGUGCACCUUGUGGAUGAUGUCGGGCCACAAAAUCCCUGCAAAGACGUACUGUUUCACGGACCCUGCUUUGGUCACAUACUACGCUACUACUACAACAAAUUCACUCGUAAAUGUGAAGAAUUUCGAUAUACUGGUUGCGACGGCAACCGCAACAACUUUGAGAGAUUUUCAGACUGCGUUGAUAUUUGCAUAAGACAUAACUAA